AUGAAUGUCGUAUUCUCCUUCGCGAGAUUCGCCAAGAACAUGUAUAAUGCAGGUUUGAAUCAACGGAAUCCCAUAACCCUGCCGUUCAACUUCUUGCUCAAUUUCUCGCCGGUUUUCAUUUGGCUGUCCAUCUUCAAGCAUGCUGGCCUGAUACCCACUGGGAUCAGACCCAACAUUCACAGCAAAUUCGCCUUUUUUGCAGACCAAUUCCUUUUUGGCGACUACUGGCAUGAACUGGCCGUCCAAUUCCCCAACAAUACUUCCAAACUCUUUUUUUGGUCGUUUGUAUCAUCUACUGCAUUUCUUCUAGCAUUCUUGGUCUGCCUCCCCCUUGCCAUUUGGUACUACAUCUACUACGUUAAGCACGUCAACUACAACCCAUUAGAAUGGUUCGCGAACAUUUUCCACUACCCUCGCAGUCACAAGCAACGUCCGAUCCAUAAGAGGUUACGGACGAUUUUCAUACCGUUUGCCCUGCCCGUCUUUACGUUUGUGAUGCUCAACAUCGAUCAUUUCUUCGCGUAUCAAUCAGACGCCAAUUUCACGAAGACCAAGGACCUGCUGGCCUGGUUCUCGUAUGUCAUCCUACACUUGACGGCCCCUAUCUUGACCGCUGUGUACUUAUACGUCUUCCAGCCACCGGGGACCUUGAAAUGCUUCGGGUUUGCCCUGGGUUUGCAGAAUAUAGCAGGCGUCUUUACCCAUCUCCUAAUCCCGAUGGCCUCACCGUGGUUUACUCAUUUAUACGGCAUCAAUGACACGGAACAUGUCAAUUACACCCAGGAGGGCUUUGCUGCCGGUUUGAUAAGAGUGGAUAGUCAUCUGGGCACACACUUAAACACGAAGGGGUUCCAUAUGUCUCCUAUUGUGUUUGGUGCUGUUCCCUCGUUGCACUCCGCCAUCGCAUUCCAGUGUUUCCUGUUCUUGAUCUCCCGGUCGACCAGUUUGAAACACAGGUUUUCCAACGUAGGAAAUCUUUCCCUCAACAAUAACGACUCUUCUACUUUCAAGUUGAACGAGGAAGACAGCGAAGACGAUGCUGAUAAUAACAACACCGUAUCAAUGGUUGGCCCCAAUGACUUGGAGAUGGAACCAUUGAGUGCCAUAGUGUCUGCAGAUGCCUUGGAUGAGCGGUCCCCCUCUCCCUCAUCCUCAUUAACUGUAUCCAGCAAUGAAAGGAACACGAGCAAUGAUGGCAGCAGCGUCAUUAAUCACAACGCCAAUAAGAAACCUCUCCAGUUUGUCCAUUUAUACCACGAAGAUACGCAGUUCACAAAUAAAUGGAUAUUUAAAGUAAUUAACGAAGGGUUGGUACCUAAAUUCUGGGCGGUCUUUUAUAUAACACUACAAUGGUGGGCCACCAUGUACCUGGAUCACCAUUAUAGGUUCGACCUGUUUGUUGGCGUUUUAUACGCAAUGACAAGCUUCAUCAUCAUAAACUGGUUUGUUUUACAACCAAAAGUAUUAAAAACUUGGAUUCACAUAAGGUUAGGCGACCAAGUGGACACAAGAAACGAAGCUCGUACUUUCGGCAUGAGAGUUUUUUGUGGCUCCAAGAUGGAAUGGUUCUUCGACCCAUUAGCAUAA
Saccharomyces kudriavzevii IFO 1802 is the source of this 1587-nucleotide messenger RNA. It is a transcript of the gene IPT1, whose product is annotated as inositolphosphotransferase. Gene Ontology annotation, molecular function: inositol phosphoceramide synthase activity. The transcript has a single exon. Gene Ontology annotation, biological process: sphingolipid biosynthetic process; inositol phosphoceramide metabolic process. Lineage: Eukaryota; Fungi; Ascomycota; Saccharomycetes; Saccharomycetales; Saccharomycetaceae. The record is from RefSeq and is a predicted model, not a curated record. Bases 1 to 1587 code for a protein of 528 amino acids. Gene Ontology annotation, cellular component: inositol phosphoceramide synthase complex.